Messenger RNA from Priapulus caudatus, 515 nucleotides. RefSeq names its product fatty acid hydroxylase domain-containing protein 2-like. The annotation marks the transcript as partial. Gene Ontology annotation, molecular function: C-4 methylsterol oxidase activity; iron ion binding. Gene Ontology annotation, biological process: sterol biosynthetic process. NCBI's taxonomy places the organism in Eukaryota, Metazoa, Priapulida, Priapulimorpha, Priapulimorphida, Priapulidae. The transcript has 3 exons. The record is from RefSeq and is a predicted model, not a curated record.
AUGCCGAGCGUGCAGAGCGUGAUCUGCGACAUAGCAGUAAUUGCUUUCAUUGAUGAAGUUGGUUUCUACUAUUCGCACAGGUUAUUCCAUCACCCGUGGUCAUACAAACGCAUCCACAAGAUUCACCACGAAUGGACAAGCCCCACAGCGCUGAUCACGAUGUACUGUCACCCCAUCGAACACGCCGUCGCCAACCUGUCACCGCUAAUGAUCGGAGCUAUAGUCGUCAGAGCGCACGCGCGCGCCCUCACCAUGCUCGUCGCGCUAACCGUCGGCAUCUGGUUCUCCAUAAACGACCACUGCGGUUAUCAUUUCCCACUUAUGACGUCACCCAAGGCACACGACUUUCACCACUUGAAAUUUAAUGCCAACUUUGGCCCGCUUGGGAUUUUAGACUGGCUUCACAAAACCAAUAAGACGUUUAAGAAAUACGAAAACUACCAAAGGCAUAGAAUUCUCAUUGGAACUACUCCACUGUCCGAAAGGAUUCCGGACAAGAAACCAAGCACUGCCAA